This is a messenger RNA of Hevea brasiliensis (rubber tree), 1765 nucleotides long. RefSeq lists its product as uncharacterized. Lineage: Eukaryota; Viridiplantae; Streptophyta; Magnoliopsida; Malpighiales; Euphorbiaceae. The record is from RefSeq and is a predicted model, not a curated record. The coding region runs from base 67 to 1443 and encodes 458 amino acids. The transcript is spliced from 9 exons.
GUUCAUAUAUAAUUUGGCAUUCCCCUUCUCAUGUGAUCAAAUUCUUAUUUCCUCUUCUGAUAUAGAAUGGGCAGCAAUUGGCGGUGGAGCUGGUGGUUACUGGUACUAGGAUUGGGGGUGAUGUGCACAACAAUUGUAAGCGCCGGUGCUUCUAAAGGGGAAGAGCCUCUCGUCACCAGAAUCGGUUUUGGAUCGUGCGCCAACCAAAGUGCCCCUCAGCCCAUCUGGAAUGCAAUAAUCGACUUUGAUCCCCAACUUUUUAUUUGGCUCGGUGACAACAUUUAUGGAGACGUUAGACGCCCUUUUAAAUUCUUCGGCGAGGAAAGGACAAUUGGGCCAUGGAAGAAUGUUCCCAGGUUUGUCCCUUCCUCUCAGCAGGAAAUGGAGUCCAGAUACCAUAAAGCUAAGGCUAAUCCUGGUUAUUCUCGUCUUCGACAUACUGCUAAGGUAAUUGGCACCUGGGAUGACCAUGAUUAUGGAUUAAAUGAUGCUGGAAAAGAAUUUACUGAGAAAGUCAACAACCAGAGACUACUACUCAAUUUCUUAGAUGAACCUCACGACAGUCCUCGGCGCAAACAGGAAGGUGUAUAUGCAUCUUAUACUUUUGGCCCUACAAACAGACAAAUUAAGGUUAUUCUCUUAGAUACAAGAUACCACAGAGACCCUUUGCGUAGUGAUGGAAGUUUCCUGGGAAGUUCUCAGUGGACAUGGCUAGAAAAAGAGUUGAAUGGACCCAAAACAGCCAUCACCAUAAUUGGAUCUUCUGUUCAGGUUAUAUCAAAUCUUUCAGCAACCACUGGUCCAUUGUUUUAUUUGGAGUCUUGGGGACGUUUCCCAAAGGAGAGGAAUCGCCUAUUUAAAUUGAUACUAGAUAGUAAGAGAGAAGGUAUCUUUUUCAUUAGUGGGGACGUUCAUUUUGGAGAAAUCUCUCGAUAUGACUGCGCUACUGGAUAUCCACUGUAUGACGUGACCUCAAGUGGACUUACCCAAGCUGUUGAGAAGGCAGUCCGGCGGCCAUUGAAUUUAAUAGUGAGAUUUGUGGCUUGGUUGACACCAACUACAAUGAGAGUAAUGAACCAAAACUGCAGAUUCAGGUCAUGUACAUAUGGCCUGCCCAAUUUUGGAGCAAUUGAAAUAGACUGGAGUGCAACUCCUGUAACCUUGAAGCUUGAAGUGAGGGACACGAAUGGAUACCCUGUCACUGGUGUAAAAUUUCCAUUGUUGGAGCUGCAAUCACUUAGCAUGAACCCUGUGACAUCCAUUAAAUUAGGAAGGCAUAAAAGUCAUUGCUCUCUUGAAGUAAAUUUACCAUGGAUUAUCAGAUACCGCCUGGCAAUUUUAUUCUAUUUCUCUAUGACUGUGUUGCUUCUUGCUGUGAUAGGAUUCGUGUAUGCAGUUGUAUCAGCCUGCAGGCGAUGCUUCCGCAAAUGCAAGUUUGAUUGACCAUGUCUUGAUGGUGACAUUAAGUUUUAGGAUAUAGGUUUCCUCAUCAGGAAACUGAUUUCCGUCCCACUAAUUGGUACAUUAUUUUGAUCUUAGAUGUUUUGGCCUUUUCUGAUAGAAUUAAGCCCUAUUUUUACUAGUUCCACGGCAUUUUCAAAGUCCAGGGAAAUAUUGCGGGUGCUCUCCUCUAUCUCCUCUCUUUCGUUUUUGUUGCUUUUUGUUGGUAACCAGUUAAAUGGUGCAACAUGAGAUAGUAGUUGAGGUUGUAUGAUAUUAGAAGCCCAGUUGCAUAAUUACAGUAAACUUUUGAUUCCUGAAACAA